This is a messenger RNA of Monoraphidium neglectum, 3546 nucleotides long. Its product is annotated as 4-hydroxybenzoate hexaprenyltransferase. The coding region runs from base 1 to 3546 and encodes 1181 amino acids. Gene Ontology annotation, cellular component: mitochondrial inner membrane. Gene Ontology annotation, molecular function: prenyltransferase activity. Lineage: Eukaryota; Viridiplantae; Chlorophyta; Chlorophyceae; Sphaeropleales; Selenastraceae. The record is from RefSeq and is a predicted model, not a curated record. The transcript has 14 exons. Gene Ontology annotation, biological process: ubiquinone biosynthetic process.
AUGUUGCGGCUCAGUGUAGCGGUGAUAGUGUUGGCGGGGGCCCUCGGUCUCGCGGCCGCGCACUCGGAGGGUUUCAUCCCCGACCUCGGCGACCUGGACCUGGGUGCCAUCCAGACCCACAAUGUCGUGGGAAUACCCCGCCGCCAGCUGCGCGUCGUUGGCGCUAAGGUCACGCCGCCCAAGCUGCAGCUCCCGGAGUUCACGGCUCCUGAGCCGCCGAAAUUCAGCAAGGCGUUGCCCAAGCUCCCAGAGCUCCCCAAAAUCCAAAUCCCCAAGUUUGAUCCCCCGAAGCUCCCUGAGCUCCCCAAGCUGCCCGAGAUCCCAAAAAUCAAGAUCCCCAAAUUUGAUCCCCCAAAGCUCCCCGACCUGCCAAAGCUUCCCGAGUUCCCCAAGUUUGAGUUUCCGAAGCUGCCUGAGCUGCCCAAGCUCCCGGAGCAUCCGAAACUGCCCGACCUCCCGCCGCUGCCGGCGCUGCCGGACCUCCCGAAACUGCCGGAGCUGCCAAAACUGCCCGAGCUGCCAAAAAUGCCACAAAUCACGAUGGUGCCCCAGGAGACGGUGGAGUAUGAGCAGGUGACCGAGUACCAAGACAAAAUUGUGACAACGAAUGAGGUUGUCAACACACCUGUCACUACCAUGGAGAACGUGGUGGUUAAGAAGCCCAAGGUUGUGAUGCGCACCGAGGUGAUCCAGCAGCCGCACACGACCUACGAGUCGCACACGGAGUACGACAACAAGAUGGUCAAGAAGCCAACCUUCUCAAUGGAGCCCCAAGUCAUCAACAAGCCCAACCUUGUCAUCACGACGAACUUUGGUGGCGGCAAGGGGAAGGGAUUCUUCCCUACAUUUGACGCGGAGCUCACCAACAAUCAGCAGGUGGUGAUGAAGCCCUCAUUUAGGAUGGAGACCGAUUACGUGCAGGUUCCUCGGACCGUCAAGACGCCGAUUACGACGUACGAGGCGGUCACGGUCCAGAAGCCCGAGGUUGUGAUGGAGGACACGAUAGUGCAGCAGCCCAAGACCAUCACCCAGCAGCAGGUGGUGCAGAAGCAGGUCACUGUCAAGGAGCCCGUCACGGUGACCCGCCCCGUAAAGAAGAUCAAGUAUGUCGCAGUGCAGACCAGCGGCAAGGGCAAGGGCGCCGUCGCCUACUCCGGGAAAGGCAAGGGCGGCGCACUGGGCUUGCCCCCGGGCCUCAUCAACAAUGGCAACAUCGGCGGCAUCCCGCCGCUACCCGCCCUGCCCGGCGUGGCGGGCCUGCCGCCGCUGCCAGCGCUCCCCGGCGUUGGCGGCAUCCCGCUCCCCGGCGCCGGCGCGGCGGCCGUGCCGGACGUGUCGGCUCUUGCGCGCAGCAGCGGCAACGACCUCACCGCGUUUGCAAACGGCGCUACCAACUUCCUCAACGGGAUUACUCACGGCAUCAACAACAUUUUCAGCGGCAGCCGCGGUGGCGGCAGCGCCGCCGGCGUGCUCAGCAGCGGCGGCAGCGGGAUCGUGACCAACCCCGACGGGUCCAUCAUCGCCGGCGGCGGCGUGGCCCCUGGUUACACCGUGACUACGAGUUACGGCACCCCUCCAGCCACCGUCCUCGGCGGCUCCAGCACAACCACCGCCGGGUCCACCACUGCGUAUGGCAGUGGCACGAUCGUCACCAACCCAGACGGCUCGAUUGUCGGCGCGGGCGCCGCGGCCGGCUACGGCGGCGGCGCGGCCGUCAGCGCGGUCGGCGGCGCGGCCGCGGCGGCCGCGCCGAGCGGCCAGGCCGCUGUGAUCGGGUCCAACACCAUCAUCACCGGCCCCGACGGCAGGCAGAUCGACCCCAACACGCUGGCAGCCGGCGACGUGCUCCCUCAGGGCACCACCAUCAGCAACGCGGUCGGCACUGCAGCCAACGGCGGCGGCAGCGGCGCGGCGGCGGCGCCCGAGAGCGGCGUCACGACCAUCACCACCGGCAACGGCGGCGUGCGCAUUGUCAACAACCCGGACGGCACGAUCAGCGCGAUCCCAGCUGUUCUGCCCAACGGCGGCUCCCAGGGCGCGAGCGGCGGCCGCCCAAUGGUGAGCUGGAGCGGCGGCAACGCCACAAGCUACGUUUCUGGCAUCGGCCCGUUCAGCAGCCAGCCCGGCAUCGUCAACGGCUUCGGCCUCACCAACGCCGGCUUCCCCGUCGUCGGCAACACGCCGGUCGCGUUCCUGCCCGCGGAGCGCGCGGCGCUUUACCCCAACGCGAACACCACCGUGAACUGGCCCUGCGGCGACAAGCCCCUGGGCACAGAGAUCAUCAAGGGCGUCCCCUGCGGCGUCAACCUUGUCGCCGUGCCGACCGCCGCGCUGCCGAGGCAGGUGCUCAACCAGAUCGGCUACAACAUCGGCGCGGGCACGCCGUCGCCGUACGGCGCGCCCCUGCAGGGCUUGGAGAUGGGCAGGAGCAACCCCAAGGAGUCUGCCCUGAAGCAGACGACCGAGCAGAAGCUCAUAGCAUACAUGCAAAAGGGAUUUGCAACAGAGGCGGGCCCGCGCGGCGUAUCCGAUGUGGGCAGCAGCACUGCCACAGAGCAGCAGCAGCAGCAGCAGCAGCAGCAGCAAGAGCAGAAGCGGUGGCAGCAGCAGCAGCAGGAGCAGCCGCCGCAGCAGCAACGGCAGCAGCCGUCGCGUCCAGCCUGGAUUGAGCAAGUGCUCCCCGCAGCCGCGCUGCCCUACGCACACCUCAUGCGCCUGGAGAAGCCGAUAGGAACCUACCUCCUUGCUUGGCCAGGCCUCUGGUCCAUUGCGCUCGCAGCGCCACCGGGGCAGCUGCCAGACCCCUGGCUGUCCUCUCUCUUCAUUGCAGGGUCUGUGCUGCUGAGGGGUGCUGGCUGCACGGUCAACGACCUGUGGGACAGAAACAUUGACCGCCAGGUCGCACGCACGCGCCAGCGCCCGCUGGCCAGCGGCGCAGUCACGGUGCCGCGGGCGGUGGCGUUCCUGGGGGCGCAGCUGCUGCUCGGGCUGGUGAUCCUGCUGCAGCUCAACACGUACACGCAGCUGCUCGGCGUCGCGUCGCUGGGACUGGUGGCGGCGUACCCUCUGAUGAAGCGGAUCACAGGGUGGCCCCAGGCGUUCCUCGGCCUCACCAUCAACUGGGGCGCCCUCAUGGGCUACUCGGCCGCCGCCGGCGCGUGCGACUGGCCGGUGGUGCUGCCGCUCUACCUCGCGGGCGUCAACUGGUCCCUGGUUUACGACACAAUAUAUGCGCACCAAGACAAGGACGACGACGCAAAAGUGGGGAUUGGGUCGACCGCCUUGACGCUGGGCGACAGGACGAAGCCCGCGCUCGCGGCCUUCGCGGCUGCGCAGGCGGCAUGCCUGCUGGCCGCCGGCGGCGCGGCUGGUUGCGGGGCGGCGUUCCAGGCCGCGGUGGCGGCGGGUGCGGCGCAUCAGGCUUGGCAGAUCGUGUCUGCUGAUCUCAACAAUCGGCCGGACUGCAUGGCGAAGUUUGUCUCCAACAAGUGGUAUGGCGCCAUCAUAUACGCUGGGAUCUUCGCCGACCGCUUGCUGCUGAUGUAA